AAAGAGAUUAUUUUCUCAUCAUUUCUGUCUGAUCUCUCUCUUUUUCGUCUGUUUCAUUUUGCUCACCACCAUCAUCAUCAAGUGAUCAAAUGGAAGCCCUAGUUUGCAGAAAACUCGGUGAUCCAACGAUUCCGAUAUCACAAAAUUCAGCAAUAACAGUCUCAACAGUUCAACCAAUCCCUGAAUUGAAUUCCCCUACCUCCAUUAGAGUAAGAGUGAAAUCUACUAGCUUAAACUACGCUAAUUACCUUCAAAUACUUGGAAAAUAUCAAGAAAAAUUCUCUCUCCCGUUCAUUCCUGGUUCUGAUUUUUCUGGUGUGGUCGAUUCUGUUGGAAAUGAAGUUAGGAAGUUCAAAAUUGGAGAUCGGGUUUGUUCAUUCAUCAGUCUUGGUUCUUUUGCUCAGUUUAUUGUUUGCGAUCAAAAUGAUUUGUUUUUGGUUCCCGAUGGAUGUGAUUUGGUGAGUGCUGGAGCACUUCCUGUUGCGUUUGGGACUUCACAUGUAGGGCUUGUUCAUAGGGCACAAUUGAGUCCUGGUCAGGUGUUGCUUGUACUUGGUGCCGCUGGUGGUGUUGGACUUGCAGCUGUACAGAUUGGGAAGGUCUGUGGUGCAAUUGUUAUUGCAGUUGCUAGGGGAGCUGAAAAGGUGGAGUCUCUCAAGUCGCUUGGUGUUGAGCAUGUUGUUGACUUGACCAAUGGGAGUGUUAUUGAAAGUGUAAAAAAGUUCCUGAAGGUCCGGAAGCUUAAAGGAGUUGAUGUCCUAUACGACCCAGUCGGGGGAAAGCUUACUAAAGAAAGCAUGAAGCUACUCAACUGGGGGGCACACAUCUUGGUCAUAGGAUUUGCAAGUGGAGAAGUCCCCGUUAUUCCUGCAAAUAUUGCACUUGUUAAGAAUUGGACAAUACAUGGACUCUACUGGGGGAGUUACAAAAUGCACCGGCCACAUGUCCUUGAAGAGUCUCUCAAGGAGCUUCUCUCCUGGCUAGCUAGGGGUUUGAUAAGCAUCAAAGUUUCUCAUAUAUACAGCCUAUCAGAGGCAAACCUUGCAUUCUCAGCAAUCAAAGACCGGAAAGUCAUUGGAAAAGUGAUGAUUGCUUUUGAUGAUCAUAAAACUGUCAAGUCGAAGCUCUGAUUUUCUGUUUGCAAGCAAUAUAACUCAAUAAUGUCGUUGUAUCAUCACAUGCCCGUCCUCUUCCAAUUUCUUCUAUGGAGUUGUUAAAGACAUCACUGGUAGUUUCUUUUGGAAGACAUGAAUGAAAUACACAAUAAAGAAUAUCUAAUGAAAGAAGUCAUUGCUUUUACGAUAAAAAGUCUAGUGUGUGUUUUGAACUCAGCUUGGCUGACUCGAGUUUCAUUUUAAUCGGCAGCUGUAUGAAUAUUGCUUUAACUGAGAGUCUAUAGAUGAUGAGUUACCACCUCA
This is a messenger RNA of Papaver somniferum (opium poppy), 1418 nucleotides long. Its product is annotated as quinone oxidoreductase-like protein 2 homolog. Bases 90 to 1130 code for a protein of 346 amino acids. The transcript has 6 exons. Gene Ontology annotation, molecular function: oxidoreductase activity; zinc ion binding. Lineage: Eukaryota; Viridiplantae; Streptophyta; Magnoliopsida; Ranunculales; Papaveraceae. The record is from RefSeq and is a predicted model, not a curated record.